AAGCGAAGAAGACGAUGGCUACGACGUCGUUCCAUCGUUACGCCGUCGUAUCGCUUCUCAUGAUCUUCUUCAUACAACCUUCGAUCUCCAUUUACUGCGACGAAGAUGAUUGCUACGAUCUACUAGGGGUUUCUCAAAAUGCAAAUGCAUCUGAAAUCAAGAAAGCUUACUAUAAGCUCUCAUUGAAACAUCAUCCGGACAAAAACCCAGAUCCCGAAUCGAAAAAAUUGUUUGUAAAAAUUGCAAAUGCUUACGAGAUCUUAAAAGAUGAAGCUACAAGAGGGCAAUAUGAUUAUGCAAUUGAGCACCCAGAGGAGGUGUUUUAUAAUACAGCUCGAUAUUAUCAUGCUUAUUAUGGUCACAAAACGGAUCCUCGUGCUGUUUUAUGGACAAGGUAUCAUCAGGCUAUUGACAUGGUGAAAAGAACACCAGCAUACAAAAAUAAGUUGAAGGCAUUGGAACUUGAACGAACUGGAGCAUUGUCAAGCAAAAAGAAGGGUGGUUACAAGCUUGACAAGAAAACACAGGAAGAGCUUAGCAAGGAACUUGAACUACAAAUAAAAGGUGCUGAAAAGCCAUCAAUGUGGGGACUUCUUGCUGUUCGUUUUAUACUUUUGCCAUACACCCUUGGAAAGUUAGUUUUAUGGCAUGGAUCUUGGUAUUGGAGAUACAAAAUAAACCGAACUUCAUAUUCUUGGGAAGAUGCAUCUUACUUGACUAGAAGAGCUCUUGGGGCACCUCCUGAUUCAUGGGAGUAUCUUGAGAAAGUCCCAAACUUUUGGGAAAAGUUUCAAUAA
Molecule: messenger RNA, 797 nt
Organism: Lactuca saligna
Lineage: Eukaryota; Viridiplantae; Streptophyta; Magnoliopsida; Asterales; Asteraceae
Source: the annotation of a GenBank genome assembly